Molecule: messenger RNA, 10255 nt
Organism: Aethina tumida (small hive beetle)
Lineage: Eukaryota; Metazoa; Arthropoda; Insecta; Coleoptera; Nitidulidae
Product: teneurin-a
Exons: 29
Coding region: 110-9028 (2972 amino acids)
Biological process (GO): motor neuron axon guidance
Source: RefSeq, a predicted model, not a curated record
CGGAAUAUUGGUCAAAGGUCAUUGUGGACCGCUGCCGGACGAGUUUCAGGUCUUUGAUAAUACAUCUGAGAUUGGUAACAGAAUAGACUAAAAGGAUGAUUAAGCCGAGAUGAAAGCUGCGGGCAGCGGGACAUUGAAGAGGAGGACGAAAAACGGUGCGACGGGAAUGAGGCGACAGCGCAGUUUGGAAUGGCGCCAGGAGCGCAGCUACAGCAGCAGCGACGAUGAACUGCCCAAUCGUCCAGUUGACAGUCAAGUUUUCGCUUCACUGCUUGCCCAGGCCCAACAAGAAUAUUCGAGUGUGGACCGUUCAUAUAGAUCAGAUGACACCGAAGAUGCAGUAACAACGGAUAACCCAACGACUCCUUUUCCUACGCCCCCACCUUCCAUGAUCUCGCCAAGAUCGCCAAUAUCCCUUCACAGACAAGCUUCCCCUUUUCCAUUAGAAAAUAUAAAUGCCCGAAGGUUACACUACUCAACACCUCAGGACCGACUUAGGGGAACAAAUAAUGAGGUUAUAUAUACUACUAGUGCCAAGAAACCAAUAACGAAUAACACAAUUGGAAGAACAGGCAGAUCUAGACAUAGGAUGGCAGGUGGUAUGACUUCUUCCAGCAGUGCUACCUCUUGUAGCAGUAAUAUGGACAACAGAAGACAUAGUGGAGGAACAAACAGCGAAAUAUACCACGACCAACAACAGAGACUGAACAAUCUCAACAUAAAUACAGACGAAGAUCAGGAAUCGCCCCCAGAACCAGCACCACCAGAGGUGCCCCCGCGGGGGCCGUCCUUGCACUCGACGCUUCGAAGACGCAAUGAUUAUAUGAUACCGACGACGGAGGCUCCAGCUCCUUCUCAGGACUCUCAGUUUCUCUCCACCUCUACAGCAGGUGGAGAGUACGCGGUUAACCCCUUGGGGGGCGCCCAGUACAACCCUGCCAGGUCGCCCAUGACUGCAGUCCCCACUAACAGAUUGACGCCAGGGCUGCAGCAGACGCAGCUCGCACAGCAAAUCGGUGCGACGGGCACCUUGCAGUGCGGUGGUGGCGGCGGGGUACCGCCUCAGUCUCAGGCGCCUCUGAUGAUGCCGGUGUUUCCGCUGCGGCCCGCCCCGACAGCCACCACCUCUCAUUAUUCUCCCUACUCGCCGUCCAGAUUCCACAUUGACAAGAGGUGCCAGCACCGUUGCUCGUGGAAGUGUCUCAGUAUCGGGCUCAUCCUGUUGGCAGUUGCUCUGACAGCAAUGCUUGCGUAUUUUGCAGCCGUCAGCUCUAUGAAGCCCAACAUGGACUCAUCGAACUGCAUCCUGGUGCAGGAUGUAAAGGAUGUUACGAACGAUCACAUGACAAUGGGAUCAGUGUCGACUCAGAUCCCGACCGAAGAAUCUCUUCCGACGAGUACCGCCGAACACUCUAGCGCAACGACUCAACAUAGUUCACUCCAAGCUCCUCAGCAACGCAGCCAACCACAGACCCAAUGGCCACCGUUACCCCUGCUUGAGCAGCGAGAACUUGAUGUCAUCCAUACCGCCACCAUACCGCCGUAUCAAUUUUGGAACUCGGAAUUUCGCAACAAACAACCCGCUUUCUUCAGGUUUAAUUUCACACUUCCGUGGGGCGCAAACUUUGCAGUCUACGGUAGAAGGAAUGUUGCACCAAGCGUGACGCAGUAUGACUUCGCGGAGUUCGUCAAAGGCGGCAGGUUGGAUCAUCGGCUCAGGAAGAGGGAUAUUGAAGAGGACGACGAGGACGAAGAUUAUUCAUCUACUAAACACUACAAAUAUCCAUACGACACUAAGAAUUCACACAAAAGCGAUGUUUUGGAUAGUAUAUCGAGCUCUUAUGAAGGCACGAGAAAAAUCCUCGCCGACUCUGAGCCCAAGGGACCCUUCUACAUACCGCACACAAUCAAAAUAAACUACUCGGACCGCUCCUCAACGGAUCUGCCCCAUCCCACGUCAGAUCUUGGUCUUGCUUUAGACGAUCAUGUCAUUUCAAAGAGGGAUACGGGAGAAUUGGAACCGAUGUUGGUUAAUGUCAGUCUGCUGCAAUAUUUAGAUACGGGAAGAUGGUUUUUGUCCGUCUACAAUGAUGAAUUGCAACCUUACACAGUAUCAUUGGUUAUCUCAGAGGCUGAAGGAGUUAGUACAACUUGUCCAAACGAUUGUUCCGGUACCGGAUCAUGUUAUCUUGGAAAAUGUGACUGCAUCGAUGGUUACCAAGGAAUUGACUGUUCCAAAAGUGUCUGCCCAAUCCUCUGCUCCAACCAUGGACAAUACGGCGGCGGAUUGUGCCACUGCGAGGAGGGAUGGAAAGGUCCGGAAUGUGACAUACCGGAGUCCGACUGUCGCGUGGCCGAUUGUUCCGGACACGGAAAAUGCAUACGCGGAUCCUGCCAUUGCAAACCAGGAUGGAAAGGUGAUGGAUGCGAGGAGUCUGACUGCGAAGAUCCGACGUGUUCUGAACACGGUGCCUGCGUUCACGGUCAGUGUUAUUGUAAAGCUGGAUGGAAAGGACCCAAUUGCAACGUGAUCGACGAGCAAGUUCAUAAAUGUCUGCCCACAUGCUCCGAUCAUGGAAUCUAUGAUUUGGAGUCUGCGAAGUGUGUCUGCAAUAGGCACUGGACUGGACCAGAUUGUGCACAAGCUCUUUGUAACUUGGACUGUGGACCACACGGGACCUGCGAUACCGGAAAGUGUCGAUGUGAUCCUGGAUGGACUGGAUCAAGAUGUGAACAAUUGCCCUGCGACCCCAGGUGCCAAGAACAUGGUCAAUGCAAGAAUGGUACUUGCGUUUGCUCUCAAGGUUGGAAUGGACGACACUGUACUUUGCCUGGUUGUGAAAAUGGCUGCUCAGGACAUGGACAAUGCAAUCUAGAAGAUAGUGUGUACAAGUGCGUCUGUAUUCAAGGUUGGGCUGGCUCUGAUUGCAGUAUUCCUCUUGAAAUGAAUUGCCAUGACGAUGUCGACAAUGAUCACGAUGGAAUGACCGACUGUUCAGAUAGCGAAUGUUGUUCACACGUGAUCUGCCGUGAUCAUAUAAUGUGUCUGCACAGCAAUGACCCCGUUGAAGUCCUCCUUAGGAAACAGCCUCCAUCGGUGACGGCAUCAUUUUAUCAACGUGUGAAAUUCCUAAUCGAAGAGAACAGCGUACAAUCGUACGCCCACAUAAACGAGUACACAGAAAGCGAGUUCUGGAACUCCUUCACGCCGCGUCGUGUUGCUGUAAUGAGAGGUCAAGUGGUUACUCCUCAAGGAUUGGGAAUUGUGGGAAUCCGUGUAUCUGUGGACAAGGAUUCCAAAUUUGGAUUUACACUUACCAGACAAGGUGGAUGGUUUGAUGUAUUGGUCAAUGGAGGAGGCGCUGUCACUUUACAGUUCCAGAGGUCACCGUUUAAACCUUUGAUUAAAACAGUUUUCGUACCAUGGAAUCAAAUUGUUGUGUUACCUCCAGUGGAAAUGCAGUUAGCUGAUGAUUCUUCAGAUGGGAACACCCAAAGCAGUUUCCUUAGAAAAAACCCUGCGAUCAAUUUCCCCGGAGUUUCUAGAUCCUUAUUCGAUCCAACUGGUACUUUACCGAACACUUGCGAUGAUCACGAUCCAGAAAUUCUUAACCCUGUAAUAACAGGUACAUGGAUGCCAGAAGCCGUUGGAGGGAUGCAGGGUCGCAGUGUCAUAUUUGCUGAAACCCAAAUAGUACAAGAAUCGAUUCCUAUACCGGGAUCAGAUUUACAUAUAAUAUAUCAAAGUUCACAAACAAGUGGAUACAUGAGCACUAUUUAUAUGAAAUUAACGGGUGAGAGUGUUCCGAAAACUUUGACUCAUGUGCAUGUGAGAGUUGAAGUUGAGGGAUUUUUGCAUACGAAGACAUAUGAAGCAGAUCCAGAUCUCAUGCACACUUUCGCUUGGAAUAAGAGAAAUGUUUACAAACAAAAGGUGUAUGGAAUAGCACAAGCCAAAGUUUCAAUUGGAUAUCAGCACAGCACUUGUGCUGAACCAGUUUGGGAGACACAAACGGCAGAUUUGAAAGGUUUUGAUGUUGAUAUAUCCGACAUAGGUGGUUGGGGUUUGGACAUUCACCAUCACUACAAUUUCCAUGAAGGUAUUUUGCAAAAAGGAGAUGGCUCAACCUUGCAUUUCAAACAGUACCCUCGAACUGUGCACGUUGUAAUGGGAACUGGACUACAGAGAGCUUUGGAUUGUCCUGGACAAUGUGGAGGACCUGCCAAAGAUGCCAAACUUUUAACUCCAGGUUCAUUAGCAAGCGGACCUGAUGGAAGCAUAUAUGUCGGCGAUUUUAAUUUAGUGAGAAGAAUUACGCCAGAAGGAAAUGUUUACACAGUUCUUCAGUUAAGUGCCACUCAAGUCGCAUACCAGUAUUAUCUGACAGUAUCACCUGCUGACGGUCAUCUAUACGUCUCAGACCCAGAGAAGCAUCAAAUCCUCCGAGUGUUAUCUCUUGACCCUAUUCAAGACCCCAAUAUUAACAGCGAGCCUGUUGUCGGUAAUGGAGAACGUUGUAUUCCUGGUGACGAUAAUAAUUGCGGAGAUGAAGGACCAGCCAAAUAUGCCCGACUCGCUCACCCAAAAGGCAUAGCCAUAGCUGCUGAUAAAACGAUGUACAUUGCAGAUGGUACUAAUAUUAGAGUAGUUGAUGCAAGAGGAGUGAUUCAUACGUUGAUUGGAAAUCAUGGUCAUCAUAAUCACUGGAGUCCCAUUCCUUGCAAAGGAGCCAUUCCUGCAAAUCAAGCUCAGUUGCAGUGGCCCACCGGAAUUGCAUUAAGUCCAUUGGAUGGUUCGCUGCAUUUUAUAGAUGAUAGACUGGUGUUAAAAUUGACCGCUGACAUGAAAUUGAAAGUUGUAGCUGGCACACCUUUACAUUGCCAUCGUGAAGACAAUACUACAAAAGUUAUUAACGAUAACAUUCUAGGCACAAUUCUAGCUCUUUCUUUUGCACCAAAUGGUGAUCUGUACAUCGCGGAAUCUGACACUAGAAACAUUUACUACAUUAGACUCAUAGACAGUUCCGGAAAAAUUAUCCAUUUCGCAGGAAAAGUCCAAGACAAUCAAAGAAAUAAUUGUGAUUGUGGUGUGAAUUUGACUACCCCUAGUCCAAAGAAUCAAGAGCUACCGCCAGCAUGUAUAUGUGGUACGACCGAAGAAACUACCAGUAACGCCGAGACUCUAUUAAGUUCCAAUGCACGUUUCCAAGCCAUUUCAGCAUUAACAGUUUCACCAGGAGGUGUUUUACAUGUAGCUGAUCAAGGUUCUUUGCAUAUCUUAGCUCUUGAACAUUACCUACCAACACAUGAUGAAAACGGAGAGUUUAGAAUACCGUAUCCUGCCGCAGGGGAAAUCUAUGUUUUUAAUCGUUAUGGACAACAUGUCGCAACAAAGGAUUUGGCUUCCGAUAAAACUCGUUACUCAUUCUUAUACUCCAAAAAUACAAGUUUCGGUAAACUUUCUACAGUAACAGACAGCUCUGGCAACAAAAUUCAAUUCCUCAGAGAUUAUAGUAAUGCAGUGAGCUCCAUAGAAAAUACACAAGAUCAUAAAAGCGAAUUGAAAAUCAAUGGAGUUGGUUAUUUGGUGAAAUUAAGCGAGAAAGGAAAAUCUGAAAUUGAAUUGGAUUAUGAUCUUAAUACCGGAUUGCUCACAAGUAGAUCAGGGGGGGGAGAAACAUUUAUGUAUAAAUACGACAAAUAUGGCAGAGCAGUGGGAGUUAUUCUAUCAAGUGGUGAAACCCUUGGACUUUCCUCAAAGAUUGCCGAAACUGGUGGUUUAGAAGUUACUGUGGGCAAGCCGCCAACAAGUCUUAUAGUUACAGGAAGAGCUAACAAAAAGGUUAUUUUAGUUGAUGGCAAUGAGAUAACUGAAGCUGUGACAUUAACUAAUUCUUCUGUUGGUGUAACCUCUCCCUGGGAUGGUUAUAUGAAAAUAUCGGCAUUGGAACGUCAUCCUCUGUUAGAGGCUUCUUUACCAGUCGAAGCUGAAAUGCUACCAGUUUGGUCCGAACAAAUAACAACUUUCGGUGAAGGAAUUCAAAACAUAAUGUCAACAACUUUCACUUUAAUUGGAGACGUGCGAAAUCCUCAACAAACCCUGAAUAGAGAAAUCUUUGUUAACGGUUCCAAAAUGUUGGGCAUUGAGUUCAAUCAAUAUUCUAGUAAGGAAAUCUUUUUCGAUCACGAUAAAAUUCCAUUACUGACAAUAUCGUAUGACCCUGCUGGCUUACCCUUAUCAUAUUAUCCCCACAACGGCGCGGAUGCUUUAAACAUAUCAUAUGACAAUUUUAACAGGAUUGAUGGUUGGAAGUGGGGUAAUACGGAACUCAAAUACAGCUAUGACCGACACGGUCUUUUAUCGGAAGUCACCAGUAGUUUAGACGGCACUCAAAGCUACACAUAUAAUGACUGGAAUAUGCUUUCCAAAAUCUCUUUGGCGAGCUCCAGAAGCUUCUCCUUGACCUAUGAUGAUGACGGCGGACUUCGCCAUGUUACACUACCGAGUGGUACCAAACAUUCCUUUAGUUUACAACCUUCUAUAGGUUUUCUCAGAGCAACAUACACACCUCCAGGCAGCACCAGAGCUUACCUCCAACACUUUUCUCAUAAUGGUCUGCUUCUUCAAACUGUGUUCCCCGGUGAAGGUGCCCGCGUAGUAUACAGAUAUUAUCCCAAUGGUAAACUCAAGGAGGUCGUACACGGCGAUGGCAAAAACAUUUAUCAAUAUUCCGAAACAUCAGGACUACCCAGUCAAGUUUCCAGUUUAGAUCAAGACAUCGAAUGUCGAUGGGAUUAUCAGUACAUCGGCGGACUUCUUUCAGAAGAACGAAUCGAUUUCGGAGCAAAAACCGGUCUGUCCAAUGCCAAAUUCACUUACGAAUACGACAAUAAUUAUAGAUUAGUUUCGACCGCUGGAAGGAUUGGCGGACAGAAUCUUCCACAAUAUAAUCUUGCGUAUAGUGCUAAAACGGGUGCUUUAGAAAUGAUCGGGCCUUUCAAAAUAAACAAACCAAAAUCAAAUGAGACGCAAGUGUAUGAUGGCACUGCUCUCUUUACAAGCAGGAUAAAUUCUAAGUUUUUGGAGACCCAAAUAUCACUAACAAUCCAUGGCAUGGAAGUAUUUAGGAUGGAGUUUAGUCAUGAUAUGCAUGGGAGAAUUUCACAAACCAGAACUUACACCAAGAAUGUUGGAGUUAAUACCUACACAAAUGUAAAGAAUUACACUUGGGAUUGUGAUGGGCAACUAUUAGGUGUAGAGGCUCAAGAACCAUGGGGAUUUAGAUACGAUGAUAAUGGCAACAUGUUAUCACUCACAUACAGGGGUAACACUAUUCCUAUGGAUUACAAUUCCAUGGAUCGUAUAAUUAAAUUCGCGGAAGGACAAUACAAGUAUGACACCCGUGGCCUGGUAAUACAAAACGCUCGCGAAGAGAAAUUUCAUUACAACGCCAAAGGCCUGCUUGUACGGGCAACCAAAAGAGGUAGAUUCGACGUACGAUAUUUCUACGAUCACCUCGACCGAUUAUCAGCCAGAAAGGACAAUUUUGGCAAUGUAACCCAAUUCUUCUAUAAUAAUGAAAAUAGACCGAGGGAAGUGAGUCAGAUUUAUUCACCAAGGGAUGGCAAAUUAAUGUCAUUGGUCUACGAUGACAGAGGCCAUCUAAUAUAUGCACAGGUGUUCAGACAUAAAUAUUACGUAGCGACAGAUCAAUGUGGAACACCCGUCAUGAUAUUCAAUCAAUAUGGUGAAGGCAUAAGGGAGAUCAUGAGAUCGCCUUAUGGGCAUAUUGUUUAUGAUUCCAAUCCAUAUCUAUAUUUGCCAGUUGAUUUUUGUGGAGGUUUGCUUGAUCAGGUAACAUCACUAGUACAUAUGCCAAAUGGUAAGGUGUAUGAUCCUUUAAUAGGACAAUGGAUGUCACCACUAUGGGAAAACGUUUUGGAAAGAGUAGCAACUCCUACACAUCUUCAUCUCUACAGAUUCAAUGGAAAUGACCCGAUUAAUAUGGGAGUGGACAGAAAACGUCCGACAGAUCAUAUCGACUGGUUGAAUAAGAUGGGCAUCAACCUAAAGAAUUUAGCUCCACAACUCUUCCCUGACCAACUUCCAGGGGGUAAAAUGCCUCCAAUGCUCACUAGUCCGCCAACCUUCUGGAAUCCGUCCAAAUCAAGCCUCAGUAAUCAAUUAGCGCUGCAAUUCUCCUCUUCAGAAAUCCAAUCUGGUUUCUUGGCCCAUAUUGACUCCAGAAAAAUGAAGACAGCUAAAGAAUUAUCGGCUCCAACCAAAUCUGCUUUGAAAACGGAUGUAAUGGAUUUGAUUCCUAAGAAAAUAGGGGCAUCUUCCGAUCCUCCAUUUGGAAGAGGAAUUUUGGUUUCCAGAAGUGAUAAAUCACAAGCAGUUAUUUCAAGUGUGCCAGCAGCAAAUGCGAUCUACCGAGAUGUGUACACUUCGGUGUUUAACCGAUCAUUUAUAUUGCCGUUUACUUUCGUAGUGCACAGUGCCCAACAAGACGCCUUUUAUUUUGUGAAAGAAGAAACUUGGAAGGCAAAUGAUGACAAAGGACAACUAAAGAGAUUACAAGGACAGGUCAACACUACCUUCCACGAAAUUGCUAAAGAGAACGGCAGCGGAAAUAAUUACUUCGACGUGAAAAUACACGGAUCCAAUGCCGUGAUCAAUUUAAGAUACGGCACUACUAUGGAAAAAGAAAAGCAGCGUCUAUUACAUCAUGCCAAGUUGUCUGCCAUAAGAAAGGCAUGGCACAAAGAAAAGGAAGCCCUGAAGAAUGGAUUUUCCGGGUCUGUGGAAUGGUUAGCCAAUGAAAUAGAUGAGAUCAUGAAAAGUGGCUACGUAACUGGUUACGAAGGAAAUUACAUACACGAUGUGCAACAGUAUCCCGAAUUAUCAGAGGACCCGUACAAUAUCAAGUUCACGAAAAAGACGGACCCAUCAAAGCUGAGAAAAAAGCGGGAAAUACACAAGUCAUGUCGAGACCGAUGGUGGUUUUCUUGGAAAGACAAUUGUUAAAAUCGAAGACAAAACAGUGAAAUUAUUCAAUUAAGUAAACAUAAGUGUGAUGUACCAAAAAAAAAUAAUUGAAUUAAGCUUACUGGAAAGACGUAAGACUUUUUAUACCAAAAAAAAAAUACCAAAGUCUAUUUGUGUAUGUAUUUCAAAGAUGCCAAAAAUGUAUAUUAUUUAUUUACAAAAUAUGUUAACUAAAUGUAUGUGAUGAGUUUGGGGAGUGCUGAAGCCACAGCGAUGUUUUUUAUAUUUAAAAAAAAUUCUACUAUGACUGAUUAGCUUUAGCGCGGCACUCCCACAAACAAUGUAAAUAUCUGCAUAAAUAUAAUUAGAGAAUUAAAAAUUGAUGAACAGCAAAAAAUUAGAGCUUUAAUAGCCGCGAUCAGAUUCAGAGGACGAUGACGAGAACGAAUGGAAUUAGCAAUGGGGUAUCAAAAAUAUUGUAAAUAUAGUCCAGUUAUUACCUUUUUAAUAAUUUUAAAUUGAAAGAACGAAUUUAUCUUAGAUAGGGAGAAAAAGAAAAUUAUUGAUAUAAUAUGUAUGUUGUGUUGCUUUACUGAAUAUUAUAAGAUAUCAUUGUGACUGAUCUAUGUUAAUAUCAUGGUUUUCCUGCGACAAACAAAAUGACGUGUGUGGUGUUCUUAAAUAUAUGUUUUGAAACAUAUUAAUCAUAUUGAUUUAAGAAAAAAAAAACAUAUUGCACCAGAAGUUCCUGAGUUUGAAAUUGAAAACAUGGAAUGGUUUUAAUGUCGCGAGAAAACUAAAAGAAAAAUAAUAGUAAAGCCAAACCUUUAUCCGCAAUGUACCUUGCCGUAUUUUUUUCUUCUAUAACAUCACAACAGUGUCCGAUUAAUUUCUACGUAACCUAAUUAAGUAUAUGUAAAUUUAAAAUGAGAAUAUAUUUUUUACUCUGACCUGCAAACUGUAGUCUAUUUUGUGUGCUAUUGUUAUUCAUAUAAUUGGGAAAAUAUAAUAAUAAAACCUGUAAACACAAAAAUGUUGAUAUAUGUUGUCUACAGACUAUGAUAUAACUUGCUGGUAAUUGUGUUAUACUCAAGCUGUUCAAAACUAUUAUGAUACUUAUAUUUAUUGUCAUUGAACAUUUAUUUAUUUGUACAGUAUCUCUUUAUUUAUAUAUAUUAUAUAUCUAAUGCUAUAGAAAAUUUAUAUUUUUUCUUUAUUAUCAUAAGUAUUAUAAAUGUUUUUCGAAAUAAAGAAAUUGUUUUAUAA